AUGGAGCAGUCCCAUUGUGGCAGCAGCGAUCGUAGCACUAGCGGCCGACCCCAGCUGGCCCCGGGCCUGGUGGCAGCUGCCCCUCCGCCCCUGUCCCCGGCGUUGUCGGUGUCCCCGGGGAUGGCUGUUCCUCCUGCUUUCCUCCGGCCGCCGAGCCUUUUCCUACGGGCAGCCGCCGCCGCCGCCGCCGCUGCGGCCUCGGGGAACGGAGCCUGUCCACCAGCGGCCGGGCUAGAGAGAGGGGUGGCGGCGGUGGGCUGCGGGUACCCGCGGACCCCCAAGUGCGCUCGCUGCCGUAACCACGGCGUGGUGUCGGCGCUCAAGGGCCACAAGCGCUUCUGUCGCUGGCGGGACUGCGCUUGUGCCAAGUGCACCUUGAUCGCCGAGCGCCAGCGCGUCAUGGCCGCCCAGGUGGCGCUGCGCAGGCAACAGGCACAGGAGGAGAGCGAGGCCCGUGGGCUGCAGAGGCUCCUGUACUCUGGACCCUCGGGGUCAGAGGGUCGGACAUCCAGAAGCAGCUGCGGAACCGAGGAUCCCCCUGCCGCCGGCGCCCCUGCGGCGGUGACUGCGCUGGGACUGGGGGCCAUGAGGCAAACUCCCGCUUUUGAGGUUUUCCAGCCGGACUAUCUGGAGGAAAAACAAGAACAAAAACCAAGUAAAUGUGGGUCAUACCAAAGUGGACAAGAAGAACCUAUCUCCAAAUCCCAUCACUUUCCCCUGGAAUCAUCUCCCAAGUCUAAUGGUGUCAUUGGAAACCCAAACAUCAGAUCAUCUAGUUCAGAAAACUCCAACAAGGAUGAUAACAUCUUGUCUCCUCACCCUGGGGAACAGUCAGGAGGUGAAGAGAGUCCCAGAUCUUUAUCUUCCUCUGAUCUAGAAUCAGGAAAUGAGAGUGAAUGGGCCAAAGACAUCAUUGCUCCCAGAUCUUGCCUUCCCACAAUGUCUUCAAGAUCAAGAGACCCUCUCGACAUCCUUACCAAAAUUUUCCCAUCUUAUAGACGCAGCCGAUUAGAAGGUAUUCUUCAGUUCUGCAAAGGGGAUGUGGUCCAAGCCAUUGAGCAGGUCUUAAAUGGGCGAGAACACAAGUCAGACCCCAGGGAGCUAGCAUGCGCAGGAGGAUCUGGGCCUACAACCUUUCCGAGAGCUUCUAACUUUAGUCUAGCUGGAAUUGGUUUUGGAACUCUAGGGAAUAAAUCAGCUUUCUCUCCUAUUCAAACUACUUCUGCUUCAUACGGAGGUGAUUCAAGUCUCUACGGUCUAAGUCCUCGACUAGGCAUCAGUCCAUUACGACUGGUAUAUUCCCCUCCAGGAAGAGGGCUGUCUGGUUUUAUGUCACCCCACGUAACAUCUGGAUUGGUGCCUGCAUUACCUUUCCGGCCAGCUGUGGAUUAUUCUUUUUCAGGAUUGAUUAGGGAUUCUUCAUACUUUCCUAGCAAAGAUUCCCUAGCUAGCAGUGGACUAUAUUCCAGACUGAAUCAGAACAGUCGUUAA
Molecule: messenger RNA, 1491 nt
Organism: Chrysochloris asiatica (Cape golden mole)
Lineage: Eukaryota; Metazoa; Chordata; Mammalia; Afrosoricida; Chrysochloridae
Gene: DMRTA1
Product: DMRT-like family A1
Exons: 2
Coding region: 1-1491 (496 amino acids)
Biological process (GO): sex differentiation; regulation of transcription by RNA polymerase II
Cellular component (GO): nucleus
Molecular function (GO): protein binding; DNA-binding transcription factor activity, RNA polymerase II-specific; RNA polymerase II cis-regulatory region sequence-specific DNA binding
Source: RefSeq, a predicted model, not a curated record